Messenger RNA from Schistocerca serialis cubense, 3298 nucleotides. Its product is annotated as leucine-rich PPR motif-containing protein, mitochondrial-like. Bases 156 to 3209 code for a protein of 1017 amino acids. The transcript has 16 exons. Gene Ontology annotation, molecular function: protein binding. Lineage: Eukaryota; Metazoa; Arthropoda; Insecta; Orthoptera; Acrididae. The record is from RefSeq and is a predicted model, not a curated record.
GCUUGCAAGGCGUGCUUCGUUGAUGUCGCCGGCAUCGAAGUAAACAGUAAACACUGACGUGAUGCAGACAUACAGUCAUGCGUAGUUGUUAAUUAGUGAUAAAAAAAGAAGCAAAAGUCAGCUGCUUUCCUUUGAAUUCAUCUUUCAGUUCGGUUAUGAUGUUUCGAGUGACGCUUUGGCGACGAUUAAUAGCAAGUCGCGCAACUGAUCGUUGCUUACGAGCCCGAGCAUUGCAAGAAUAUCCCAGAAUCCUACAAACUCCGCCGAUAAAUAGUUACAUUAAAAACUUAGCAUCUCGCAGUUACGUGACUUCUACGUUAAUACAGGAGUCAGUGGAGAAGAAUAAGUCAAUGCCAUUGGAUCCCAGUACUGAAAUUUCAAAUACAGUUCAAGCAAUUGAAACCAGUGUGAAAAACAGUAACAGAGUUAAAAAAUCAACUUUAUGUGGAUUUUUGGAUAUGAUUGAAGUGAAAGGACAUCCCCUUGAUGAUCAAACUUGGCUCCUUUUAUUGAGGUGUUGUGGGAGCUUGCUGCCGGAUGAAGUUCCUUCAGCACGAGUGAAACUUGCUGACAGGGUGUGGAAAUUACUGAAACACUCAGGUUGCCCACUUACUGUGGAUCACUACAAUGCACUUCUGUAUAGCCACCUGGAAAACAGAAAUCUAAUAUCCUUGCCAAACUUUCUUGAGUUAAUGGGAAAUGUGGUGCCAACUGAGACUACGUAUCUCUUAUUAUUGGAACUCAUGUGUGAAGGUGGUAAUAUAGAUGCUGCUGCGGAAGUAAUACAGCAUAUGAAAAGGGAAAAUUUGCCUGCAAAUGAACGUAUGUUCAAUGCACUUUUGAAAUGCAAUGCCAAACUAAGAGACCAUGAAGGUUGUCAAAAAAUCCUUGAAACUAUGCGAGCUGCUCAUAUAUUGCCCAGUGUGGAUAGCUUUGCAUCAUUACUUGAAGGUUUUGGUGAAGCAGGGGAUAUAAAUGGUUUCAAAACAACUUACACAGAUGCCACGGCUUCUUCAGUAUCUUUUAGUGAAAAGCACAUUUUAAAUAUUCUAAGGAAAACUGCCCUUUCAACAAAUUACCAAAUUUUCAGCAAGGUGUUGCAGAUGUUUCCAUCUGGGCUCCUUAACAUGACCCCAAAUGUUGCUAAUUUGGCCACACAUCUUGUACAUUUGGGGAAAGUGCAAGAAGCUUAUACUCUGUUUAAGUAUUUGCCUAAUGAUGCAGAUUAUCAGAACUACAGUAAUUUCUUUAUUGAAGACAUUGUGAAGACUAAUCAAGAAACAUCCAUCAUUGUAAGCAUCUGCGAGGACUUGGAAAACACUGGACGCAAUAGUUGCGCUCUGCUUACUGCAGCUGAGGUCGCUCUGUCUGCGAAGAAGGUGGAAAUAGCACUUGGUAUUUUUAAAGCCAUGAAGUUACACACUCUGCCUCUUCGCCCACACUACUUCUGGCCAUUGCUUGUCAUUGAAGCUAGAGAAAAGGGAGAGAAGGGAGUUUUUAAUAUUCUGUCUCAGAUGAAAGAGUUGGAGGUGAGCCCAGAUUCAGACACAUUGCAAGACUAUGUUCUCCCAUAUUGCUCACUGUCAGAUCCAGUUCAACUUGUGCGUAAACUACAAGAUCUUGAACUUAAACUUUCUGCAAUUAUGGUCCCACUGCUAGCUGUACUUCUGAGACUUGGUUGUCUACAACAUAUUCAGGAGUUAUGUGGAACGUACAAAUUUCAGAUUGAUGCCAGUUCACUCACUACUCCAUUGGCUGUUGCAUAUUUGGUCACUAAGGACCUGCCAACGGUAAUAAGCCUAAUAAAGACUUUCUCAAGUAUCAGCAAUAACAGCAAUACAGAUGUUGGAGGCUAUUUCUUGUUGGGUGCUAUGACUUCUAAACGUAUAAAAAUAGAAGCGAAAGAAAUUGUCAACAUUAUGCAAGCUUUCAAGGAAGAAAGUAUAUUUAUUUCCAGUGCAGCAGCAGACGCAAUAUAUUAUCAGCUGCAACGCCACACAAGAGAUUUACAUGACUUGAAAAUAAACAGAAACAUUAUUUAUCAGUUGGUGAGAAGUGAUACAGAUCCCUCAAAAGAAUCAAACAAUCAUAUGUUGCAUCCGAGAGAGAUGACUCUGGAGGAACUUGAAUGCCACUUACUGGAACUGAAAUCUAAAAGUAUGAACACUCGUGGUGUGCUUCGAAGGCUGUUGCAGAUGUAUUGUAAACUAGGUGAUUGUCAGAAUGCUGCAAGGAUUGAAAAGGAAUUUGAAAGAGCGGGCCAUGAAUUUUCUCCAGGAAUGUAUGCUGCAUUGUUGGAUGUGCAUGUAAAAUGUAAAAAUUUGGAAGCUGCACAAAAAUAUUUCACACAUUUAAUGCAAGAAUUUCCUGGCUUGAAACUUGAUGAGUAUAAGGUUGUAGAUUAUGCAACUCUUCUUAUUUCUUGUGGAAAAGAAACAGAUGCAUUACAUGUACUGAAGAAUUAUGCAUCUUCACAUAAAAUCAGGAAUACAACUGAAAUAUCACGUAACUGUUUUAAAUUGUUGAACGCAGUGGCAGAAAAGAACAAUCCAGACAUUACUAAGAGAAUGUUAGAACAAUUGGCCCGUCUAGGUUACUGUUCAGUGACAAAUGUUCUCUUAGGUGCUGUCAUUAGAACCUACUUAAAUUGCAACAAUUUGGAGGGUGCAGUAACAGAGUAUGUCAACUGUGUUAAAGAGUUCCGUAAAACUCCCCUACAACAUGAAUUGAUGUGCCAAUUAGCUAAAAGUGAACAACACGAGCCCCUUCUAGAACUGGUUCUUGAUGGAACAAAAGAAGUGCAUGGAUCUGAUGCUGCAUGGGUGUCCUAUGCAGCAGCUGUUGCCGAGACUGGCUCCACCACCCGUUUACGCAGUAUUCUUUUGAAUAAACAUUUCAACUGGUCACUCUUCAUUCAACGAUGCAAGAGAUUUGUGGAUGAAAAAAAAUUAUCUCCUCUUGAGAAGAUAGUAGCAGCAGGCCAAGGACUACCACAUCCACACAUCCCUUCAAUUUAUACAUACAUGUUGGAAAUAUACUGCCGUCAGGGUGAUACUGUAGGAGCACUCUCUCUCUGGACAUCGGCUCAGGAAGCAAACAUCAUUCCAGAACCAAAAUUUCUAAUUAAAUUGGCAUCAUUACUUAAAAGCCACAAAUGUGAAGUGCCAUUUACAGUUCCAACAGCCGAAGAGAAUAUUCAUGAAAGAUAGACAUGUGUGUAUGUUAAUAGUUAUCAGCAUUUUGUAUAUAAUGUGCAGUGAAAAUUUUAAUAAACAAAGAUUUUUUCCUGUAAAUGUAA